Messenger RNA from Manis javanica (Malayan pangolin), 2667 nucleotides. The record is from RefSeq and is a predicted model, not a curated record. NCBI's taxonomy places the organism in Eukaryota, Metazoa, Chordata, Mammalia, Pholidota, Manidae.
UUGGCAAUUCAACUAUGAAUAAUAGGUAGUCCCUACCCUCAAAAACCAUAGAAAGUACAUAAAAUUUAAUAAUGGCUGUCAUUUUAAAGUCCCUUGUAUGUGUCAAGACUCUGGUAAGCUUUUUAUGUUCUGUCUUCACUUGUGUAAGUCAGAUGCUAUCUGCAUUUUAUAGAUGAAGAAAAUAGAGCUCCAAGAAUUUAGCUAACAUUAUGAAGGCCACAAAGCUGUUGGGAGCUGAAAGUGCUGACAGCAUUGGUGCUGUGUUAAACAGUAAAGAUGAGCAGAGAGAAAUUGCUGAAACGUACAGGGCUUCCUAUGAUACUUCUGCUCCACAUGCAAAACUGAAGUAUCAGGUUGAAGAAGAGACAGACGAAGACAAAGUGGGAGAAUAUAAGGAUGAACUAGAAAUGCAACAAGAAGAAUUUGAAGAAGAGAUUUACAAAGAUUUUAGAACUUUUCUAAAGGGAACACAGAUUUUAAAUGCCCAUAAUAAUUACUGCCAACAUUUUGUAGACCCUGGACAUAGAUAUCAGAAUUUUAUCAGAGAUGUAGGUCUGGCUGACAGAUUUGAAGAAUACCCUAAACUGAGGGAGCUCAUCAGGCUGAAAGACAAAUUAAUAGCUAAAUCUAACACUCCUCCUAUGAACUUACAAGCAGAUAUAGAAGCCUUUGACAUCAGAGAGCUGACACCCAAAUUUGAUGUGAUUCUUCUGGAGCCACCUUUAGAAGAAUAUUACAGAGAGACUGGUAAUGCUAAUGAGAAAUGCUGGACUUGGGAUUGUAUUAUGAAGCUAGAAAUUGAUGAGAUUGCAGCACCUCGAUUAUUUAUUUUUCUCUGUUCUGGGGAGGGACUGGACCUUGGAAGAGUGGUUUUACCAAAGUGGGGUUACAGAAGAUGUGAAGAUACUUGUUGGAUUAAAACCAAUAAAAACAAGACUAAGGGGAAGACUAAGACUUCAGAUGCAAAGGCUGUCUUCCAGAGAACAAAGGAACACUGCCUUAUGGGGAUCAAAGGAACUGUUAAGCGUAGCACAGAUGGGGACUUCAUUCAUGCUAAUGUUGACAUUGACUUGAUUAUCACAGAAGAACCCGAAAUUGGCAAUAUAGAAAAACCUGUAGAAAUUUUUCAUAUAAUUGAACAUUUUUGUCUUGGUAGAAGACGCCUUCAUCUGUUUGGAAGAGACAGUACAAUUCGACCAGGUAGUUUCAAAAACAUUUUAGCUGGCUUACAGUUGCAGAGGGGUCUAACAAAUAGCAACUACAAUGCGGAAACAUAGGCAUCGUACUUCAGUCCCCCUAAUUCCUACUUGGCUGGAUGUACAGAAGAAAUUGACAGAAUUCGACCAAAAUCACCUCGCCCCAAAUCUAAGUCUGACCGGGGAGGUGGUGCUCCCAGGGGUGGAAGAAGAGGUGGAACUUCUACUAGUCGUGGACGGGAAAGAAAUCGAUCUAACUUCCGAGGAGAAAGAGGUAGAUUCAGGGGGGGCCGAGGAGGAACACACAGAGGUGGCUUUCCACCUCGAUAAUUUUUUAAUUCACUGGCCCUGUUAAUGCCCCGUCAUCUUUAUUGUAGUUUGAAUUUCAGUUAGGAGACUUAGUUUACAACUCAGUUUCAGCUUGCACUUAGAUUUAAUUUCUCUAAGCUGCAGAAUUAUCUUAGCCAACCUGCCUUGUUGUUAUGCACACUAUCUAGUUUUGUUCCAGGAUAAACAAAUCAUCCUGCCUUUUGUCUGUCAUGUGCAUGUAACCAAACAGAAUGGAACAGUACAAAUAACUUCACUUUCAGAGACUGACUUUAUUCUGAUUGAUUCCAGCUAAUCAGAAAGGCUCUUAGAUUUUAGAAAAAAAAUAGUAUUCCAGUGCUGACCGUAAUGGGCAUCCUGACACUGCUGUCAGAGCAAAUCGGAACCUGUUGGGGAGCCCUGAUAGAGUGGAACUGGGACAGAUGGUAAAUUUCUGUCAGGGUUUUAACAUUUUCUUGAAACAGCAAUAAACAAAUCGUAUAUAAACUCAGAUAUAAUUUGAAGAAAUUGAGAGACUUUAAACAAAAAUCACCUCCUCUGACAGGGGGAGAUGGAGCUCCCAGAGAUGGGUAGACAGAGAGGUGUAGCACUUAGUAGACAGACUUAAAGAAAAAGCUCAUCAUAAUCUCAGGUGUGACCACAGAUGAGUCUUCAUCAUGCUUCCUAAGAAGCAAAGGAGGACAGAUUACCCCAGUGCUAAAACUUUGGUAUGGACUGAACUUGGAUUUACCUUCAAAGCAGUUUCAUAUUCCUCGGCAAACUAAAGGUGACAACAUGACAACAUAGACACCUGGUUUAAAGAUUUUGGGGAAUAAAGUACUUGGUGAUGAGGAAAUGUCAUACAUCUUAAAUUUGUUGUGAAGAACACAAUGUAAAAACCAAUUACAGAAUACCCUCAACUUAUGAAGACAGCUUGGAAAAUGGAACUGCAGUUGCCUUUUAUUAAAACAAUAUAAUAUAUUGUUUUGAGGGACUAAUUUUACAGAUUAGUUGUCUUAAGACUUUAUGCUGUCAUUUCUCAUUCUGUACUAUAACUUAUGUUUUAAAUGAAUUUGCUGAACUUGAUGAAUGAAAUAUAAUUAUUGUUCCUGAUAAAUAUAGUUUUUAUUUUGUGUAUGAUUUUUCUAAUGAAGCUUUAAACCUC